This is a messenger RNA of Xyrauchen texanus (razorback sucker), 3102 nucleotides long. Its product is annotated as protein Wnt-1-like. Gene Ontology annotation, molecular function: frizzled binding; cytokine activity. Gene Ontology annotation, biological process: neuron differentiation; multicellular organism development; canonical Wnt signaling pathway. The transcript is spliced from 5 exons. The record is from RefSeq and is a predicted model, not a curated record. Gene Ontology annotation, cellular component: extracellular region. The coding region runs from base 546 to 1673 and encodes 375 amino acids. Lineage: Eukaryota; Metazoa; Chordata; Actinopteri; Cypriniformes; Catostomidae.
AUGACAAGGAAUCAAUUUUGCUCAGCUGCAUAUGGAAGACUCAUAGAAGAGGGAGUGUGUUUUUAUUAUGCUUUCGCCUGAAUGUAUCUGUGGAAUCUUUGGAGGAGGAUUACAAAAUUAUAUGUAAUUAAAAGCGCGUAUAACGGAUCUUUCAUUCAUCUCCUUUCCUUUAUGUCGGGGUUUGCCUCCUUCAUUGUGCCCAAUGAGAAGAAUUAAGCUAUCCGUCCAUUCAGCUUCACUCAAAAGGAUGGAGGAAAAAAACAGAGAGAGAUGAGAGCAGCAAAUCCCUUUUUUAUUCAUCUUGUAACGUUCAAUAAGUGAACAAUGUGUCGCCUAUCUGUCACCGAGGGGAUCAGUUCUACGGGACUGUCCCACGCGCUCAGUGCUCUGAUCAGAGCAUCACUAAGACACAGACUGUAGGAGCAGCAGCAGUGGCAUCCCAUCCCUUUUCUGUAACUUCUACACAUAGAGAACAACACUCGGACAAAUCUGAUCUCUCAAGAUUUUAGGAAGAAACAUUGACCCACACUAUCAGUCGCACUGGAAUGUGGAGUGAUAUAAUGCGGGUACUCGCGUUGCUUCUCGCAGUCAAAGCGGCAUGUGUUCUUCUGGUGUCCUCACUCAAUGGCACAGGGGCAGUGAACAACAGCGGCCGGUGGUGGGGCAUUGUGAAUGUGGCAUCCUCAGGCAAUCUCCUUACCAACUCCAAGAAUGUGCAGCUGGCACUGGACCCCAGCCUGGCAUUGCUAAGUCGUCGCCAGAGAAAAUUGAUUAGGCAAAACCCUGGCAUCUUGCAUGCCAUUGCAGCAGGCCUGCAUACAGCCAUCAAGGAAUGCAAAUGGCAGUUUCGUAACCGCAGAUGGAACUGUCCGACCACCCACAGCCCCAAUGUCUUUGGGAAAAUUGUCAACCGAGGUUGCCGUGAGACUGCGUUUGUGUUUGCCAUCACAAGUGCUGGUGUUACUCACGCUGUGGCUCGGUCCUGCUCUGAGGGGGCAAUUGAGUCCUGCACCUGCGACUACCGGCACCGAGGUCCUGGAGGGCCAGACUGGCACUGGGGUGGCUGUAGUGACAAUGUGGAAUUUGGCAGGAUAUUCGGACGAGAGUUUGUGGAUUCCAGUGAGAGGGGCAGAGAUCUACGGUAUCUGACCAACCUGCACAACAACGAGGCAGGAAGAAUGACAGUUGCAUCAGAGAUGCAACAAGAGUGCAAGUGUCAUGGGAUGUCUGGCUCUUGUGCUGUGCGAACCUGCUGGAUGAGACUGCCCAGCUUCCGUGUAGUGGGAGACUUUCUGAAGGACCACUUUGAUGGUGCAUCCCGAGUAGUGUAUGCCAACAAAGGCAGCAACCGGGCGUCUCAUCGGGCUGACCCCCGCCAUCUAGAGCCGGAGAAUCCAGCACAUAAGCUCCCAUCUGCUCGGGACCUGGUCUACUUUGAGAAGUCACCCAAUUUCUGCUCUUACAAUGGCAAAACAGGCACGCAUGGCACUUCAGGACGCACUUGCAAUAGUUCAUCUCCAGCGCUGGAUGGGUGUGAGCUGUUGUGCUGUGGAAGGGGGUACAAAACUCAGAUGGAGCAGGUCACAGAAAGAUGCCACUGUACAUUUCACUGGUGCUGUCAUGUGAGCUGCCUCAAUUGUACCCAUUCGCAGACUGUCCACCAGUGUCUAUGAUGGACAAGGAGAACAAACUGAAAAAAUUGAGGCAAAGGGAUGUAAUUGACUACAGGGUCCCAAACUGGGUAUUGAAAGGGUGUUAAGACUGAACACAAAUUGGUUGGUUGAAUUGGAAAUUAUAUUCAAUGUAUUAACUACUGAGAAAAGGUUUUAGGAGCUUUGUUUAUAAAAGACUGAAAAAAUAUAUUUGAACUGGUACUCCGAUGUAAUGUAAUGGGAUGAGAACCACUAUGCACUGUGCAAAACUAUGGGCAGGAAAUAGUGCCCAUGUAAACAAAAGCUGAAAUUUAAAGUGCAGCACCACCAGGCUUGAGGUUCUACUAUGUCUUCUCUCUUUUCUGAUACUUUGGGGAACAUAGAAGCGAGAAAGUAGUAACUGGACACAGUUUGACAGAUGUUCCUGUGGUGAGGGAACCACAAGCAUGCUCUCUCAUAAACCAGUGCAAAUGUCUAACAAGAGGGCGGUUCUUUAAAAUAUUUUAGCAUUUUGUUUUCUUUAGCUGCAGUCCUACUCGUCUCACAUAAAACUGUGUGAAGUGUUUCUCAAGGGAUGGGGCUUCCUUUUCCGAUUACUAUGUAGCGGAAUCCCGAACUCCGCUCAACCUCUCGUGACUCCAACCUGCCAUACUUCCCGUCAUUGCAUUAAGUCUUCUGCCAUAUUUAAAUAACAUUUAUUAUUAUGUGGUAUACCAUGUUAUUGUACUGAUGGAAAAGUUUUGGGAAGAGGAAAUUACAAUUGACCUGAAAUUGACUUUGAAGAUGAUUAAAUGUUUUGUUAGUGCAAUAGACACUAAUAACUACAGGAGGUAUAAUUUUACAUAACUCUCAAUAGGGAAUACUGAAGGCUUUGUUUACGCACAAGUACAAAAGAACAGGCUAUACAUUUAUAACAUAAAAGACAAACGUGUUUAAAGAUAAUCCUGUAAAAUCCCUACUACCUAUAGUUUACAGUGGACAAACAGUUCACAUUUAUUGUUUUUGAAAGAGCCACAUUUAUGGAAACUGUAUUUUGUACAUCAGCUAACAUAACCAAAAUGUUGUAAAUAUUAUACAUAGAUUUGAGCAUUAUAUUUAUGCUAAUGCGACUUGCAAUGUGAGAAAAGAUUUGAAUCUAAAAUUGGGCUGAAUACACUAUCAAAUGAAACAUUUUGUAAGAAACUUCAGCCAAUUGUGUGCUAACAGUCACAAAAUGAUGAAAAGGGGUUAUCAGAAUGGGGCCACAUACAUCACAGAGACAUGAUUCAUUUGUCAAAUGCCUGUUUUUAAUGCACUGAAUACCAUCUUUUAAUAUUGUGAAUGAGAAGUAUUUAUUAAUGUAUGAUGGCUUUGAUAGAAAAAUGCUGAUAAGAUGAAAUAUUUUAGUUCAGUUUAGAAAAAGGCUAUUUUCAUGUAGUGUAAUAGCACAAUAAAGUUUAUAUUUUCACUA